CGGAAAUGCUGACGAAAAAAACAAAAUGGUGGCGCGGAGCUAAAAACAAAACAUCGGUAGAAGAGACAGAAGCGAGACGACACCUGGGAAAUGAGAGCAGUUUGCUGAAUUUAGUUUAGUACGGCUGUGUCAAACAUAUGUAGAUGAGAAUGUGGACUUGAGUGGUUUGCUAAGGUUCUUAGAAAAUACACGUAAUCAUUGCAAAACGGCGGAGCAGUGACUAUUUCUCAACGCGCCCAGCGAGGACGCCAGUGGAACUCUGCAUCGGGGUUCAUCCCUAACCAGCAACAGUGAUGGCGGACCCCAGUGCAGACACCACCCCCUUCUUCUCUGAUGAUGUGGAGGGGGAGGAGUCUGGUGAGGCGGGGGAGGAGUCUGAGCAGCCACAGGAGGAGGAGCCAGCCAGUGGAGUGUCGGACUGCAGAGCAAAGAUGACCGUGGGAGUGCUCUGCUUAAUCAACCUGCUCAACUACAUGGACCGCUUCACAGUAGCAGGUGUACUUCCAGAUAUUGAGAAGUUCUUCGGCAUCAAUGAUGGGACCUCAGGCUUACUGCAGACAGUGUUCAUCUGUAGCUACAUGUUCCUGGCUCCUCUCUUUGGUUACCUUGGCGACCGCUACAACAGGAAGAUCAUCAUGUGUGUGGGCAUCAGCUUCUGGUCCGUAGUGACCCUGGCCAGCUCGUACACACCUAGAGAUCACUUCUGGGCUCUGCUGGUGACGCGGGGGCUGGUGGGUGUUGGGGAGGCCAGUUACUCCACCAUCGCCCCCACCAUCAUCGCCGACCUCUUCGUCAAGGAGAAGAGGACCUCCAUGCUCACAGUCUUCUACUUUGCCAUCCCCGUGGGCAGUGGUCUAGGUUACAUUGUGGGGUCAAAGGUCGAUGACAUUGCAGGAGAUUGGCACUGGGCACUACGGGUGACCCCAGUGCUGGGGGUGGUGGCGGUGCUGCUGCUGAUGCUGGUGGUGCAGGAGCCCAAUCGGGGCGCCAUCGAGGCGCAUCCUGAACACACACUCCACCGCACCAGCUGGCUCGCCGACAUGCAGGCGCUCUGCAAGAAUCCUAGUUUCCUGUUGUCCACGUUCGGCUUCACGGCGGUGGCGUUUGUGACGGGCUCUCUGGCCCUUUGGGCUCCAGCCUUCCUCUUCAGAGCCGCCGUCUUCAACGGGGAGAGAGAGCCCUGCAGAGGCAACUCCUGCAGCAACACCGACAGCCUGUACUUUGGCAUCGUGACGUGUGUGACGGGCAUUGUGGGCGUGGCUAGUGGUGUGGAGGUGAGUCGGCGGCUGAAGCGCUGGACGGCCCGAUCUGACCCGCUCGUCUGCGCCUUCGGCCUGCUGAUGGCCGCGCCCUUCCUCUACCUCGCCAUCGUGUUCGCCCAGGCCAGCACCAUCGCCACAUACGUGUUCAUCUUCCUGGGGAAUACCUUCCUGUCCAUGAACUGGGCCAUCGUAGCCGACAUCCUACUGUAUGUGGUGGUUCCAACGCGGCGCUCGACAGCCGAGGCUUUCCAGAUCGUUCUCUCUCACCUGCUGGGAGACGCAGGCAGCCCCUACCUUAUAGGAGUGGUGUCGGACUCUCUGAAGAGGGAGGACUCAUUCAUGUGGGCGUUCCGGUCGCUGCAGCUCUCGCUCCUGAUUUGCUCGUUCAUCGCCGUUGGGGGCGGAGCCUUCUUCCUGGCCACCGCCGUCUUCAUCGAGAAGGACCGCCUCCUGGCCGAGAACUACGCCCCCUCCGAUGAUGCACCAAUUGUUGUUCCCAAAAGAGGCAGAUCCACCAAAGUCCCAGUGUCCAGCGUGCUGAUUUGACGAGGGAACGAUGUGGGCGGGUCCGUCUCCUCUGAGAGAGCCGAAUCCUCAUUGGAGCGUCUGACGGACCCCUGAACCGCUCAGCCAAUCGGAAGGGAGUGUUUGUUUUGGCCGUCACCUGAUUGGACGGAUUUCCCCUCUAGGGGCGUGGCUGUGUGUAUUUAUUACUCCACCAGGGGGUGCUCCACUGGACACUCAUGGGAAACACAGCCUCCCACUCGGCCGGGGAGCACGGAGUGUGUGUGUGUGUGUGUGUGUGUGUGUGUGUGCGCGCGCAUGUUUGUGUGAGAGACACAAUUUUAGAGGGAAGGAAGACUAUGUGUGUGUGUGUGUGUGUGUGUGGAAGAAAGAGUGAGUUGCACUUGCGAGUUUGAGAGGGUGUUUGUGUGAACGUUUUAAUCUUUGACCUUUUUUAUAGACACUAUAUAACACCAACGUAUCUACUGCUUCAUCCCCUGAAAACACACACAAACACACACACACACACUUUUUUAUUAUUUCAUUUAAUUUUAUUUUAUUUUUAUUUCAUUUUAUUUUUAGUUUUAAUGUGUUUUAAGGUUUGACUCUUAGCUGUGCUGCACGACCUCUGAUGGGAACCGCGUCCUUACCGUGUGUGUGUGUGUGUGUGUGUGUGUGUGUGUAAAUGGGAAUCUAAAUGGUUUUAUCUUAACAUUCUAUAAAUGAACAGUUCUGUGUGUGUGUGUGUGGAGAAAGCGAGAAUGUGCGUGUGUGUGUGAACACCUCCAAUAGAACUGUCCAACACAUAUAACCUCAUGUAAUUGGUUCUCAGUCAUGUUAAUGUUAAUGUGCAGGACUCGUGUGUGUGUGUGUGUGUGUGUGUGUGUGUGUGUGUGUGUGUGUGUGUGUGUGUGCACUCAAUGUGUGUGUCGUGUGCAUCUCCAUGUGUGUCUGAAAAUGGUCUGUGUCAUCCUAACAUUCUGUAAACAGUUCUGUUUGUGAGAUGGAGAGAGAGAGAGCGUGUGUGUGUGCGUGUGUGUGUGUGUUGGGGCGUGGGUGUUGGGGCGAGUAUAUUGCACAGGCUCGGUGUGUGUGUGCACCAGUGUGUCUGUCUGAGAGAAGUGUGUGUAACUCUUGUGAUGAAGACGGACACGGGUGCGGAGCUAAGAGAGACUGUUUUUUCUAAUGUCUUGUACACACACAUUAAAGACAACUUCUUGUCCAACUUCA
Sardina pilchardus (European sardine) is the source of this 2996-nucleotide messenger RNA. It is a transcript of the gene spns1, whose product is annotated as SPNS lysolipid transporter 1, lysophospholipid. The record is from RefSeq and is a predicted model, not a curated record. Bases 294 to 1808 code for a protein of 504 amino acids. Gene Ontology annotation, molecular function: transmembrane transporter activity. Gene Ontology annotation, cellular component: membrane. Gene Ontology annotation, biological process: transmembrane transport. The transcript is spliced from 13 exons. Lineage: Eukaryota; Metazoa; Chordata; Actinopteri; Clupeiformes; Clupeidae.